ACUACGUAUAAGAAGUUCGUCACCCCCCCUCCCCCGAGACUUUCUUCCCACACUCUCCACUGCCUAAAUAAGUAGACAGCAAACACCUCUUGAAGAGGAUAGCAAUAGUAGAACACAUCCCUACCACACUCCACAUCCAUCACAAUGUCCAACCUCCCCACUGAGCCCGAGUUCGAGCAGGCCGUCCACGAGAUCGCCUCGACCAUUGAGCCUUUCCUUGAGUCGCACCCCGAGUACCGCCGCGCCUUCGAGAUCGUCCAGAUCCCCGAGCGUAUCAUCCAGUUCCGUGUCACCUGGGAGCGCGACGACGGCACCGUCGCCGUCAACCGCGGUUUCCGUGUCCAGUUCAACUCGGCCCUCGGCCCUUACAAGGGUGGUCUCCGUCUCCACCCCACCGUCAACCUCUCGGUCCUCAAGUUCCUUGGUUUCGAGCAGAUCUUCAAGAACGCCCUUACCGGCCUCUCGAUGGGUGGUGGUAAGGGUGGUUCCGACUUUGACCCCAAGGGCAAGUCGGACGCCGAGAUCCGCCGCUUCUGUUACGCCUUCAUGCUCGAGCUUUCGCGCCACAUUGGUGCCGACACCGACGUUCCCGCCGGUGACAUUGGUACCGGUGGCCGUGAGAUCGGUUUCCUCUUCGGUGCCUACAAGCGCUACCAGAACGAGUUCGCUGGUAUCCUUACCGGCAAGGGCGAGGACUGGGGAGGAUCGUUCAUCCGUCCCGAGGCUACCGGCUACGGUCUCAUCUACUACGUGACCGAGAUGCUCCGCGACCUCGACAACACCGACUGGGUUGGCAAGCGCGUCAUCAUCUCGGGCUCGGGCAACGUUGCCCAGUACGCCGCCCUCAAGGUUAUUGAGCUCGGCGGCAAGGUCCUCACCUUCUCCGACUCGACUGGUUCGCUCGUCGCCACCGACGGCGAGGGCUUCACCCCUGCCGACAUUGCCGCCAUUGCCGACAUCAAGCUCCGCCGCCAGCCCCUCACUGCCUUCCAGCACUCCGGCCAGUUCGAGUGGCACGAGGGCAAGCGCCCCUGGACCCUCGUCGAGAAGGCCGACGUCGCCCUCCCCUCUGCUACCCAGAACGAGGUCAACGCCGAGGAGGCCAAGGCCCUCAUCGCCGCCGGUGUCCGCUACGUCGCCGAGGGCUCCAACAUGGGUUGUGAGCAGGAGGCCAUCGACAUCUUCGAGGAGUCGCGCAAGGGCCGCGAGUCGCUCCACGAGACUGAGGGCGUCUGCUACUACGCUCCCGGCAAGGCCGCCAACUGUGGUGGUGUCGCCGUCUCGGGUCUCGAGAUGGGCCAGAACUCGCAGCGUCUCAAGUGGUCGCACACCGAGGUCGACGCUCGCCUCAAGGACAUCAUGGUCACUGCCUACACCAACUGCCGUGAGACCGGCAAGACCUACGUCAAGGACUCGGCUGUUCCUUCGCUUGUUGCCGGUGCCAACAUCGCUGGCUUCGUUAAGGUCGCGCGAGCCAUGCGUGAGCAAGGAGACUGGUGGUAAUCCACUCGUCUCGAAGACGACGUCUCGACGAAGACGAUCUCGAAGACUGCCGGCGCGUGGUCGAUAUGUCAUUAGAAACCGCCCGGGAGCACUGGCGUGCCCCGAGUUCACUAGCAUUGGUUUGCUGUAGGCCUUUACUCAUAUGCAGCUGUAGUAUAGCACGGAG
Messenger RNA from Vanrija pseudolonga, 1669 nucleotides. RefSeq names its product NADP-specific glutamate dehydrogenase (gene gdh). The transcript has 3 exons. The coding region runs from base 145 to 1503 and encodes 452 amino acids. Lineage: Eukaryota; Fungi; Basidiomycota; Tremellomycetes; Trichosporonales; Trichosporonaceae. Gene Ontology annotation, molecular function: L-glutamate dehydrogenase (NADP+) activity. Gene Ontology annotation, cellular component: cytosol. The record is from RefSeq and is a predicted model, not a curated record.